Messenger RNA from Oncorhynchus kisutch (coho salmon), 1879 nucleotides. Its product is annotated as elongation factor 1-alpha, oocyte form. NCBI's taxonomy places the organism in Eukaryota, Metazoa, Chordata, Actinopteri, Salmoniformes, Salmonidae. Gene Ontology annotation, molecular function: GTP binding; translation elongation factor activity; GTPase activity. Bases 114 to 1586 code for a protein of 490 amino acids. Gene Ontology annotation, biological process: translational elongation. The transcript has 7 exons. The record is from RefSeq and is a predicted model, not a curated record.
AUAAAACUCCAACUCAACCAUCAUUCUUUCUCUUUCUGUUACCUGGUUAAGGGCAACAGCAGUGGUAGUAGCAGUGUGAUUUCGUAGUGACACCGAAACUUAAGUAAGCGACCAUGGGAAAGGAAAAGAUCCACAUCAACAUCGUGGUCAUUGGCCAUGUCGACUCCGGGAAGUCCACCACCACCGGCCAUCUGAUCUACAAAUGCGGAGGCAUUGACAAGAGAACCAUUGAGAAGUUCGAGAAGGAGGCUGCUGAGAUGGGCAAGGGCUCUUUCAAGUAUGCCUGGGUGCUGGACAAGCUGAAGGCUGAGCGUGAGCGUGGUAUCACGAUUGACAUUUCCCUGUGGAAGUUUGAGACCGGCAGGUACUACGUCACCAUCAUUGAUGCCCCUGGGCACAGAGAUUUCAUCAAGAACAUGAUCACCGGUACAUCUCAGGCUGAUUGUGCUGUGCUGGUCGUUGCUGGUGGUGUUGGUGAGUUUGAGGCCGGUAUCUCAAAGAACGGGCAGACUCGUGAGCACGCUCUCCUUGCUUUCACUCUGGGAGUGAAGCAGCUCAUCGUUGGUGUCAACAAGAUGGACUCCACAGAGCCCCCCUACAGCCAGAAGCGUUUUGAGGAGAUCCAGAAGGAGGUCAGCACCUACAUCAAGAAGAUCGGCUAUAACCCUGCCACUGUCGCCUUUGUGCCCAUCUCUGGGUGGCAUGGGGACAACAUGCUGGAAGCCAGCGCCAACAUGGGCUGGUUCAAGGGAUGGAAGGUCGAGCGUAAGGAUGGUAACGCCAAUGGUGUGACUCUGUUGGAGGCCCUGGACAGCAUCCUGCCCCCAUCCCGCCCCACAGACAAGCCCCUUCGUCUGCCCCUCCAGGAUGUUUACAAAAUCGGUGGUAUUGGAACUGUACCUGUGGGCCGUGUGGAGACUGGAACCCUGAAGGCCGGUAUGAUCGUCACCUUCGCCCCCGCUAACGUCACCACUGAAGUCAAGUCUGUGGAGAUGCACCACGAGACCCUGGAAUCGGCUAUGCCAGGCGACAACGUCGGAUUCAACGUCAAGAACGUGUCCGUCAAGGAUAUCCGUCGUGGCAACGUAGCUGGAGACAGCAAGAAUGACCCUCCAAUGGAGGCUGGCACUUUCACUGCUCAAGUAGGCAUACUGUUUGUAGUUGGGCGGGGCAGGUUACUUCCCAUGACAAUUGUUUUUGUGCUAAUUGACCACGCCUUGUUUUUCCAGGUAAUCAUCCUGAACCACCCUGGCCAGAUCUCCCAGGGCUAUGCCCCUGUGCUGGAUUGCCAUACUGCUCACAUCGCCUGCAAGUUCAGUGAGCUCAAGGAGAAGAUCGACCGUCGGUCCGGCAAGAAGCUUGAAGAUGCCCCCAAGUUCCUGAAGUCUGGAGAUGCUGCUAUCGUUGACAUGAUCCCCGGCAAGCCCAUGUGUGUGGAGAGUUUCCAGGAAUACCCCCCUCUUGGUCGUUUUGCUGUGCGUGACAUGAGACAGACAGUCGCUGUCGGUGUCAUCAAGGCUGUUGACAAGAAGGCCGCCUCAAGCGGCAAGGUCACAAAGUCUGCCGUUAAGGCCGGUAAAAAGUGAAUUCCCCUCCCACAGGACGUCCCUCAGGUAGCGGGGUCUGCUGCCCUACAUCCUGCGGCGUCUCAAAACCUAAGCUCUAUACUUAAGGACUGGUUAAUGCUGAUUAAAACUCAUCGUAAAAGUUUCCGCAGGAAAGGAACCCAACGGAGACACUUGUGGAUUCGUCAUUACAGGCGGUGCCUCUUUCAGUUAAAUUGUGUAAAUGGUUGAACGGAACCUGUUAUGAUUCUACUAUUAAAUUGGAAGGAAACUGCUGAUAACUAAUAAAGGUCUUUAAAUGUCUUGACCAAAAA